Messenger RNA from Papaver somniferum (opium poppy), 1494 nucleotides. Its product is annotated as MADS-box protein JOINTLESS-like. The transcript has 9 exons. Gene Ontology annotation, cellular component: nucleus. Gene Ontology annotation, biological process: positive regulation of transcription by RNA polymerase II. The record is from RefSeq and is a predicted model, not a curated record. Bases 296 to 979 code for a protein of 227 amino acids. Gene Ontology annotation, molecular function: protein dimerization activity; DNA-binding transcription factor activity, RNA polymerase II-specific; RNA polymerase II cis-regulatory region sequence-specific DNA binding. Lineage: Eukaryota; Viridiplantae; Streptophyta; Magnoliopsida; Ranunculales; Papaveraceae.
GAAAAGAAAAAUGAUUUUGCUUUUUGUUUAGUUUUUCUGGAACCAACCAGUUCAUUUCUUCGCUCUUCAAUAAGUCUUCUUCUGGUUUCUCUCUCUAGAUCCCUCUUACUUUUUCUAUCUCUUCUGAUUGGUCGGUUUUCACAGAGAAGUUGAUAGGGUAAGCAGAAAAUGAGUCAGAAGGCGCAAUAAACGAACAAACCCAAAUUUAAUCAAAAUUUUGAAAGCAAUCUCCUCUCUCAUCUUAAAUCUUAAAAACAGAAGGAGGAGGAGGAUUGUUUGUUUUGUUUUUAUAAUAAUGGCGAGAGAGAAAAUACAGAUCAAGAAGAUAGAUAAUGCAACAGCAAGACAAGUAACGUUUUCAAAAAGGAGAAGAGGGCUUUUUAAGAAAGCUGAAGAACUCUCUAUUCUUUGUGAUGCUGAUGUUGCUCUUCUUGUUUUCUCUUCUACUGGUAAACUAUUUGAGUAUUCCAGUUCUAGUAUGAAGGGUAUUAUUGAAAGGCGUGAAUUGCACUCGAAGAACCUCCAAAAAACUAACCAACCUGCAUCUCUGGAGCUUCAGCUAGAAAACAGCAACUGUGCCAAGCUACAGAAGGAUAUUGCAGAGCAAAGUCGUCGAUUGAGGCAGAUGAGGGGAGAAGAACUGCAUGGACUGAAUAUUGAAGAGUUGCAACAACUAGAGAAAACCCUUGAAGCAGGAUUGGGCCGUGUUCUAGAAACUAAGGGAGAAAGGAUUAUGAAAGAGAUUAAUUCUCUCCAAAGAAAGGGAAUGGAGUUGUUAGAAGAGAACGAGCGACUAAGACAACAAAUGGCCGAAAUUUCUAGAGGAAACCAAAGAUCUACUGUAUUGAUCAACUCCGACAAAGAAGGCGGUCAAUCUUCAGAGUCUAUCACCAACGUUUGUAGCUCAAUUUCUGGCCCUCCUCUAGAAGACGACAGCUCUGAUACUUCUCUCAAAUUAGGAUUACCAUUCCCUAACUAGUUGGUGAAAAUGCCAUGACAAAUGUCCGUGGAUAGGCUAAUUUGUACUCUUCUUAACAAUUGGACUGUGAACACUACAUCUACAAUUGGACUGUAAACACUACAUCUAUUAUAUUUUGCUAUAAUAAGAAUCGUGAUAUAUAUGACAUGCGCGCAGGGACUCUAGAAAUUGAUUAAUUCUCUUGGAAUCAGACUGGAUACGAACCUUAAAUAGGGCGUGUAUUUUUAUACCAGCUGGAACUGAUUAUGUUUACAGCUACAGCGGGAGUACCAGCUUUGUUAGGCUUGGUACACCAAUCCAGUGAUCCAAUGUGGUAAAGAGGAGUUCAAGAUGAAGCUAAGAAUCCUCAGUUCGAACACUGAAGGCUUAAAUGAUCCUGACAAAAGGCUGUGGUUAAGUUCACCACUUUUUCUUUAAAAGCAAAUAUAAUCUGUUUACGGGAAUGAAAGAUGGAUUUUUUUUUCUCAUUUGGAUAUUAUAGACAUAUCUGGCUAUAUAUUUUUCCAUUUCGAUUU